CUACGGCGGUGGCUGGGCACAAGCUGCCGGCGUCGGAGCUGGACGACGCAGCGACGGUCGACUGCUCCAUCAGGAACUGGCGCAUAAGCAAGCCUGCGCUCGAGGCCAUGGCUGGGCUGCGCCUGUUCAACGCCGGCCUGAUGGAGCGCCAGUUGCGAGUUGCCCUGGCGCGUGACUUGCACAUCCUGCGCGGCCGCGACGCGGGCCCGAACGUUCGUCCGACCGCGGGCGGAGAG
Molecule: messenger RNA, 236 nt
Organism: Prorocentrum cordatum
Lineage: Eukaryota; Dinophyceae; Prorocentrales; Prorocentraceae
Source: the annotation of a GenBank genome assembly